Molecule: messenger RNA, 1782 nt
Organism: Onychomys torridus (southern grasshopper mouse)
Lineage: Eukaryota; Metazoa; Chordata; Mammalia; Rodentia; Cricetidae
Gene: Nme8
Product: NME/NM23 family member 8
Exons: 15
Coding region: 1-1782 (593 amino acids)
Source: RefSeq, a predicted model, not a curated record
AUGGCAAGCAAAAAGCGUGAAAUCCAGCUACAGUCAGUCAUCAAUAGUCAGAGCCUGUGGGAUGACAUGUUGCUGAACAAAGGCCUAACAGUGAUUGAUGUUUACCAAGCCUGGUGUGGACCUUGCAAAGCCGUGCAAGCUUUAUUCAGAAAACUGAAAAAUGAACUGAAUGAGGAUGAGAUUCUUCAUUUUGCAGUUGCUGAAGCUGACAGCAUUGUGACUCUGCAGCCAUUUAGAGAUAAAUGUGAGCCUGUGUUCCUCUUUAGUCUUAAUGGUAAAAUUGUUGCAAAGAUUCAGGGUGCAAAUGCACCACUUAUCAAUAGAAAGGUCAUUGGCUUGAUAGAAGAAGAGAGGAAAGUUAUAGCAGGUGAAAUGGCCCCUCCUCAGUAUGUGGAAAUUCCACUAGUAGAUGAAUCUGAAGACGAGCUGGGAGAAGGACAGUAUGAAAGUGUUGGGGAAUUUUAUAAUAUGGUUAUUAUCAAACCUGAUGCUGUACUCAGGAGAAAACAUAUAGAAAUUAAGGAAAAGAUUGUCAAAGAAGGAUUUAUCAUAGAAGCACAUGACAACAUGUUUCUCCCUGAAGAGCUAGUGAGGGAAUUCUAUAUUCAUAAUGCAGACCAGCCCGACUUUGAAGACUUUGUAUCUUUUGUAACAAGCGGCCUGAGCUGUGUGCUCAUUACAUCUCAAGGAGAAGAAGAAGAGGUUUUUCUGGAAGAAACUCAACCUCAGUCUGAUGCAGAAGAUGAAGAACCAUUUGAGUAUCCAGAAGAGACUCAUGUUAAGUUUGCACCUAUGGUGUCAAAGAAGAAACGGGACAGUUUGCAAGACUACUUGGAACGACAACACAUAGCUGAGUUUUGCGAUGUUGAGGAUGAUAUGUCUAAGGUUUCUCAGUGGAUUGACAUCUUAUUUCCUGAUUUCAAAACCAUGAAAAGCAAGAACAUACAAAAGACCCUGGCGUUACUGCGGCCGGAUGUCUAUGAGGAAAGCAAAGAUGACGUUUUGAAAAUUAUUCAGAAUGAAGGGUUCACCAUACUAAUGCAGAGACAAAUAUCAUUAUCAGAGGAAGAAGCCAGAACAGUGUGCAAGAACUAUGAGAAUGAAGAGUAUUUUAACAAACUUAUGGCAUUCACGUGCAGCAAUCCAUCUUAUGCCCUUGUUCUAUUGAGGGAAAACAGUGUGGAACAUUGGAAACAGUUAAUGGGACCAAAAACUGUUGAGGAAGCUUUUGCAUCUCAUCCAGAGAGCCUCUGUGUAAAGUUUGCCACAGGAAAUUUUCCUAUCAACCAGUUCUAUGGAAGCAGUUCAAAGGCAGCAGCAGCGAAGGAAAUAGAGGAGUUCUUCCCUCCUCAGGCCACGCUGGCCUUGAUAAAGCCUCACGUGACUCAGGAACAAAGAUUGGAGAUCCUGAAGACCAUAAAAGAGGCAGGAUUUGAGUUGACCUUGCUGAAGGAAAUGCACCUGAUUCCAGAGCAUGCAAACAAAGUUUAUUUCAAAAUAACAGGAAAAGACUUUUAUAAAAAUGUCUUGGAAGUCUUAUCUUCGGGCAUGUCUAUAAUCAUGGUUCUGACCAAGUGGAAUGCUGUUGCAGAAUGGAGACGUAUGAUAGGUCCAGUAGACCCAGAAGAAGCAAAACUACUCUCCCCAGAUUCCCUCCGAGCCAAAUAUGGAAUAGACAUUUUGAAAAAUGCUGUCCAUGGGGCAACUAACAUAUAUGAAGCAGAAACCACCAUCAGUAAUAUGUUCACAGAGGAAAAUGAGGAGGAUGUGGAAGAACACUAG